This is a messenger RNA of Rotaria sordida, 1719 nucleotides long. NCBI's taxonomy places the organism in Eukaryota, Metazoa, Rotifera, Eurotatoria, Philodinida, Philodinidae. The record is from the annotation of a GenBank genome assembly.
AUGAUGCCGACAGGACGCGUACAUUGGUAUUUUUCUAGACUGGCAGGACAAAUCUCUAAUCCUGGAUCUUACAUUGGUCGUUUACCAUUUGCUAAUAUUACCAUACUCACUGUAAGUUAUUCAACAUUAUCUGAUAGUCGAGUUUGGUUAGGCUCUACUCGUGGAGUGAUGCGCUUCGAUUCGAAGGAUAGUGAUAUCAAUGCUUGGCGUGUAUUCAAUAGUGCCAGAUAUAUGCCUAAUCGUGACUCAUUAGUUCAUGUUUCUUCAUUAGCUGUACUUAGUCGGACUAAUAAUGCGCCCACUGCAUUAGGAAGCGCCGCAGUGGCUGUUACAACCAAAGGUCUGGCUGUUCUUCGCUUCGAAAUGUGGACAUUAGUACAAAAGGCAGAACAUUUUCAACACUUCUUCGAUCAACCAGGCAGACACGAUAAAUAUAAUUUAAUAUCUAAUUGUACUAUGUCAUUGUGGGGUGAUAGUCGUACUUGUGUCAAAGGACCAGACGACAAUGAUGGUCUUUGGACUUCGAUGUAUUUAAGUAGUCAGAUUUUUCGCUAUGUUGUGACCCAAGAUCUAGCAAUCAAAGCAUCGGCUUGGACACAUUUUCAAUCAUUAGAACUACUCAAUCAAGUCUCGGGUGUUCCUGGUUAUCCUGGUCGUUCAUUUGCAAAACGUAGUGAUUUUCCUCCUGCUCCUCAAUGGUAUCCAUCUCCUGUUUAUCCGACUCUUCAAUUCCAAGGUGACACUUCAUCUGAUGAAAUUAUUGGACAUGAAUUUGUCUAUCCAUUGGUACAUGAUUCAUUGGCUAGUAGUGAUGAUGAGCGACAAAGAGCUUACAUACUGCUCUUCAAUAUCACUACUAAUAUUAUGACACAUGACUGGUAUUUAGAAGGCGAGAAUCAUACUCGUACUAAUGGGGUCACAUGGAAUCCUACAGAAUUGAACGACGACGCUGACCGUCAAGAUGAUCGAGGCCUGAAUAGUCUGGAAAUACUAGCUUUCUUACUUCAAACUUAUGCUUAUAGUGGUGAUAAGCGCUUUCUAGAUGGUGCUGAACUGUUGAUUAAUUCCUAUCACUACGAUGUGAAUCUUAUCAAUACGAAGAUGAUUGCUGUUUGUGAUAAUAACUUCUCGGACGAUGAACUGGCUUAUUUAUCCUAUUUUAAUUUGGUUUAUGCUAUCAACACGAUCACAUCUUCGUCUAACUUGUCUGUUAAACAAAAGGCAGAAGCACAGUUAGUGAUGGAUCAUAUAUUAGAAUAUAUGAGAAUUGGUUUAGAUUUAACCCAUAAGUACAAACAAAUGGAAAAAUCACCAUUUUACAACUUCAUUUAUUGCUAUGCUAGUGGCCAAAUUAAUCAAACUCAACAUCUAUUUACUAACAUCAAUACAUCUUCUCCGGCUUUUGACUGUAAUGCUUUGUCAGCGGAUGCUGUAUGGUAUAUGCAACGUUGGCCAUUAGAACUGAUCGCUUGGCCACAAUUCAACAGUGAUCGUUUGGAUAUUCAGCUGAACAUACCAGCCGAAUGUGAACAAAAACCUCUGUCAUUGCAAAUGUUACCUCCUGAUGAACGAACUACUAAGAAAUGGAACACCAAUAUCUAUAGCCUAGAUGAUGGAGAUGGAUUUUAUGAAGAGGAUCCAACUGCAUUCCUAAUAAGUUAUUGGGGUAUGCGCUAUUUCAAUUUAUUGGGAAAAGAAGAACUUGCACGUCAUUAUUGA